Molecule: messenger RNA, 1341 nt
Organism: Pelagomonas calceolata
Lineage: Eukaryota; Pelagophyceae; Pelagomonadales; Pelagomonadaceae
Source: the annotation of a GenBank genome assembly
AGCCACCACAGCGCGCUCUCCCAACAAACAGAGAGCCAAACGAGAGCUAAAAGGCUGCCCCCGCGCCACCAGAACCAAAGGACGCAGCCAACGCCAAGAAGAUGCCGGGCCGGGAGCGCGUGACGGCCUACAACCGCAGCGCCAUGAAGCCCCUGCCCUCACCAAGGAUGGGCGGCAAGAGCGACACGCUCUUCGCCAUGACGUCGCCGCCCGUCCGGCGCGUUUUGUUUGACGACAAGCCCAAGGUCUCGAUGAAGGGCGACGACUUCACGGAGCCGCUCUGGAGGGAAGGCCCGGUCACGGAGGAGGAGCGGCAGGCUCGACUGCUGGAAGAGCAGGAGGAAGAAGCGCUCAAGGCCGGCGCGAAGGCGGACAUCUUCGAGGAAGUGGAGGAGGAGGAAGUUGAGGAGGGCGAUGAUGACCUCGACGCAGUAAACGACCUGCCGUUGCACCGGGCCUGCGAGGACGGCGACACGCAGCGCGCGCGAAAAUGUUUAGAUGAGGGCGCGAAUGUUGUGGAGACGGACGAGAACGGCUGCUGCGCGUUGUUUCUCGCGGCGGAGCGGGCCCACGUCGACUGCAUGCGGUUGUUGUUGCAGCACGGCGCGGGCGUCGACCAGGCGGCGAAUCACGGGGCCACGCCUUUGAUCAUCGCGUGCUGCAACGGUCAUGUCGACGCGGCGCGGAUAUUGCUGGAUAAAGGAGCGGAUCUCAAAAGGCGGACCAAGGGCGGGAGGGACGCUUUAGGUGCCGCGGCGCAGAUGGGCCGCGCCGGGUGUGUGACGCUGUUGGUGGACAAGGGCGCGAAGAUCGACGCGCGCGACGGGAAAGGCGCCACGCCAUUGUACAUGGCGGCGCAGGACGGCCACGACGAGGUCGUUUCCAAACUAAUUGAUCUGGGGGCCGACGUCGACCUGCGAGACGACGAGGGCACGUCGCCGCUCUGGAUCGCUUCUGCCGCGGGCCACGACCUCGCCGUGGAAGCGUUGAUCGAGGCCAAGGCCGACGUCAAUUGUGGGGACAAUUUUGGGAGCACGCCGCUCUUCGCGGCGGCCCAGGAGGGCCGGACGGCCUGCGCUCGAUUGUUGCUGCAAAAUGGCGCCGAGGCGGGCCUCUCCGUCUGGGCGGCGGCGCGCCAGGGCCACUUCGAGGUCGCGCGUUUACUAAUAGCGCACGGCGCGGACGUCGACAAGCCCUCGAACGACGGGUCGACGCCCGUCAAGGCUGCGCGCGCGGCGGGGUACGACGACGUGGCCGAUUUAUUAAUCGGCGCGGGCGCGCGGGACGGCAAGCUGCCCUUCGUGACGGCGUGACGCUAAGUAAUUUUACGAUCACUAGUAA